Molecule: messenger RNA, 471 nt
Organism: Schistocerca americana (American grasshopper)
Lineage: Eukaryota; Metazoa; Arthropoda; Insecta; Orthoptera; Acrididae
Exons: 1
Coding region: 1-471 (156 amino acids)
Source: RefSeq, a predicted model, not a curated record
AUGACCAAUGAAGAAAAAAGGGACCGAAAAUGGCUUGCGUAUUCGAAAUCUGCCGGUAAAGAUUUUUGUAAACUAUUUGCAUCUCGUUCAAACAAGCUGUCAAGUGAUGGACUCUGUGAUUGGGUUCAUUUAGGAAAUCGGCUUCAAGAGUAUGAACAAUCAUUUAACCACACUGAGUGUACAAAAACGGUUAGAAUAUAUGAUACAGUAGACACAAAAAGUGCUAUUGAUCGAACUGACCUUGAACUGCUGGAAAAAGAGAUGGAGAAUUUGCGUCAGCGUCUAAAGAGAAUUAUAAUCGCCGUCAGGUACGUCGCUCAGCAUAAGAUGUCCGUAAGAGGAACCAGCGACAAGCUCUACCGAAAUAAUAAUGGUAAUUUUCUUGGUUUGAUUGAAAUGAUAGCAGAAUUUAACCCUGCUUUGCAGGAACAUUUACGACGGGUAAAAACUCAAGAAAUUCAUGACCAUUAG